UGUUUUUAUUAACUUUUUAAUGCGUAUGUCUAAUUCUUCGUGGACAUUUUUCUGUGCAGAUUCUGUCCAGGUUGAGGAAGGAAACCGAAACCUUACCUUCGUCCAUUAUGCUGACGACCAAGGAUAUCGGGCAAUUACUGGCGAUGCUGGUGCAGUUAAUUGGCGCGAAACGCGGAAUUGAGGUUGGCGUGUACACUGGAUAUUCGGCACUGUCUGUGCUUCUAGUAAUGCCUAGUGAUGCCAAGUUGGUGGCCUGUGAUGUAAAUGAAUAUACAAUGAGUAUUGCACGGCGCUACUUCGACGAGGCCAGUGUUUCAGAUAAGGUUGACAUUAGGAUGGGUGACGCAACGAAGACAUUACAAAGCCUGUUAGAUAAUGGUGAGGAAAACAGACAGAGAGGACACCUGGGAACAGACUCAAGCUGCCCCAAGGUCAGAGAAAACGCCAAGCCCAAGACGCUGAAAACAGCGAACCUACAGGAGGUAGCAGAAAAGAAAGGUUACUGGUACAUCCCGAGUGCACAGUAUGCAGGUUGGGUGUUUAAUGACGACCUAGAGACUCCUGACUGGGUCUGGACGCUGGAUAGCCAACCAACACCCCGACCAGACAUCUACCCGCCGUAUGACAGCAGAUGGCAAACUUUGAAGGUGGAGAAGAAAUCACCCAAAUGUUUCACCAGUGAUCCAAUGAUAAACGUGGAUUCAUUGAAACAGGAGAUUUGGGAGAAUGACCUGCGUGCAGAUUUGCAGUCACUCCAAGAGGUCACCGAAAAAAAAUGGGUAGAAGCAGUCCGACGGAACCAAGAGCUGGAAAGGAACAAAGAAGACCUGCAGAAACAAAGGACUUACACUAGAAGAACGCAGAAGGGACAAACCAAAGCAGGGAAGGGGCAAGGGGAAAGCAUGGCUGGGACAGAACAGAAAGAAGGGACGACCACCCUUUCGGGAGAAGCUACAACAGACAGCCAGACGCCAGCAGUGGGGGGGAAGAGAAAGCACCUAGAGCGGGCUUGUGACAGAGAUGAAGCAGCAGAGGAACAGGACGGGGACAAGGCAGAGUAUUACCCGUGGGCUGAGCGACAGGAAAACGAGAUACUGAGCUUCAUACAUAAAUUCGAGAAGGAAAGGCAGGACAAAUAUGACCUGCAGUUGAUCCUGCACAGAGAGGAACAAAGGAACAGACAAGCAGCAGCAGCAAACAACCCGACGCAGGCCAUUCCUCUCACAGAAAAUCCUUUCGCUCCCUUGGAAAGGGAGGCAGAAUUGGCUGCACUCCUGGCAGAAAAAUACAGUUCAACAAAGGAGAAUCAGGAGAUGGAGAUAGAUGAGGGGAACGGCAAUGCAGCCAGGGAGAAAUCGCAGACCAACAGAUCCAAACUCCCCAAGUACAGGCCUACACUCUCCCUAAAUGGACAAAAGGAACAACAGGGGCAAACAGAAGCGACCGCAUAACGCUGUUGGGCAUCCAAGAGGAGACACUUUAUGCACAAUGUGA
Molecule: messenger RNA, 1494 nt
Organism: Chara braunii
Lineage: Eukaryota; Viridiplantae; Streptophyta; Charophyceae; Charales; Characeae
Source: the annotation of a GenBank genome assembly